This is a messenger RNA of Chenopodium quinoa (quinoa), 1843 nucleotides long. RefSeq lists its product as uncharacterized. The transcript is spliced from 6 exons. The record is from RefSeq and is a predicted model, not a curated record. Lineage: Eukaryota; Viridiplantae; Streptophyta; Magnoliopsida; Caryophyllales; Amaranthaceae. Bases 271 to 1590 code for a protein of 439 amino acids.
UUUGUUUUAAAAAAAUUUGGAGAAUAGGUAAUCUAGAGGUUUCUUAAAAAAAAGUCAGCAACUUUUAUUUCUUGAAAAUUUCGAGUAUUCGCGCUGAACAUUUCAUUAACCCGCCUUAAAAUUUUUCCCCUCUUUUCUCUGUAAACCCCAAAAACAAAGUUCUCACUCCACUUUGCUAACUCCUCUUUUCUCUUGACGGUGACGGCGAAGGUGAAGACGAUGGUGAAGACGGCCAACGACAACUCCUAAGGACCUGUCGAACAGUCCAAGAUGUCGUAUAGACGUAGAGGUGGCCUGAAUGGGAGAGGUGCGAUCAUUCGAUCUCCAGGCUAUCGAAAUAGUCCUCACAUUACCAGUGAAGCGAUGAUUCAUGAGAUACCUUCUAAAGCUGCACCUCAUAUAACUCCAAGUACCCUGCCCCACACAACACUGAGUACACCAAAUCAAAUGCCUAACAUUCAAGCUGCUCCACAAACACCUGUGACCAAUGUAGCAGCAACAAUUUCACACCAAGAUGAGGUGCCUAAUUCUACAACUGAAGCAACAGUUCACCAGGAGCCCCAAACAACCCAAGUUGAUUCAAUGCCUAAUACAAGUGUAUCUGAUGAGACUGGUAACCCUGAAAAAAUUGAUUCAGUCCUGCAUCCUAAUGGUUUAUGGUUUGCCCAUCGUGAGGUGACUGAUAUUGUUUCCGAGACAUCAUAUAAGGCGUACUUUAAGGGACCAUAUUGCAAUUGGGCUAUGACUCCAUUAGAAGCUCGACGGAGAUGGUGGAAUGCUUUCAAGCAAGAGUUCUCAUGGGACCCAUCAAUAGCUAAGGAAGUUAAGAAGGGUUGGAAAUCAAAAUGUAGUAGGCGUAUUAGUGAUAUGGUGUCGAAGGUUUGCACGGAUCCUAAGUAUAAUGCUGACUGGUGCCCUCCUACCAUAAGGGAGGAGAUGAUUCAAAUUAGAAAAAGAAAGGAAUUCCAAGAAAAAUCAAAGCAAUGCUCAAAAAACCGAAUGGGCAAUGGAACCCAAAAAAUUCACCAUCGACAAGGGUCUAUAUCUACUGAAGAAGAGCGGCUGAAAUUGGAAAAAAAAUUGGGACGAAAACCAACAGCUGCUGAACUUUACUUCGAGUGCCAUGCAGAUAGUGGUGGUCGAUUUGUUAAUUCUAAUGCAGAAACAGUGUGGAAUAACUAUAAUAGUAAAAAAGCUGCAAAUCUUGAAUGUGAGACCGAGAAUCAUAAAACUGAAGAUGAGUUGUUCCUUGAGGCUGCUGGUGGGUGGAAUGACAAGGGAAUAUUAUUUGGUUUGGGAGCUGCUGCUGACUCAUAUUAUGAGAAACCAGUAACCAAAGAGAAGAGGGCAAAGAAAUCAAGAAGAGAGUAUGCAAUGGAGCUGGAAAACAAAUUUAUUGAUCUCGUUACGGAGAAUGUGGAACAACAGAAAGAGCUUGAUGCAACAAAAGAGAGCCUCGUCGAAACCCAAAAAAGUCUUGCCGAAACUCAAAACACUGUGAAGGCCCUUGAACAACAAGUGCAAAUGCUUCUCCAAUCUAAGAAAAUCUCAAACUCUGCAACAUCUACAUCCUCUCCUACUGAUGCAUGAUCAUCAAGUGCAAAUAACAAGGAUCCUUUUUAUAUAUUGCAUGUAAAGUCUCUAAUUAUUACAAUUGACAUGCUUCUAAUAUAGGUCUUAGUCUCAUGGUAGCAUAUUUUGGACCAAGUAUAUAGCAUUGGGUAUUAACUAAGUCUAAAAGGCUGCUUUUGUAUAUUUUGCUACUAACUCUAGCUUACAUGUUCCCUUGUAAGUUACACUGUGAACUUUGCCCUUAUGAUUUAAUGUAUUAAAUUUGUCUUUC